Haliotis rubra (blacklip abalone) is the source of this 4731-nucleotide messenger RNA. Its product is annotated as A disintegrin and metalloproteinase with thrombospondin motifs 16-like. Gene Ontology annotation, cellular component: extracellular matrix. Lineage: Eukaryota; Metazoa; Mollusca; Gastropoda; Lepetellida; Haliotidae. Gene Ontology annotation, biological process: proteolysis; extracellular matrix organization. Gene Ontology annotation, molecular function: metalloendopeptidase activity. The record is from RefSeq and is a predicted model, not a curated record.
GUGCUGUGAUGCAACUCUGAUAAGCUGCAUAAGCAACUCUCAAGUGAGGGCAGACAGAGGACUGGAGGAGAGAGGGAAGGAGGGAGUAGCAGACGGAUACACAUGGACCUCAAACUUCUACAUGCCACAGCACAGGACAUUUGUUUUACCCACUUCUCACCCAGGAUGGGACAUGAUUAUCAGUGUAGUGGGACCACCGUCUGACCUGUGUGGGACCUGUGUCGGAUCUGUUUGGGACCUGCUGGGACCUGGAGUGGAGGGUGGUGAAUCAGUGGUGUUAGUGCUGGCUGGGCAGAGCUGCUUAGUGUGUGUCAGGUCACCAUGUGAGAUAGCGGAGGGUAAGCUAGACAGUUUGUGUAACGCUUCAAUAGCCAAGGGGCCCUUUAAAUGUCGACUAUAAAUUGACUGUGAUUGGCCGAAGCUGCAAUCAUUCAUGAGCCAGCCACAAUGUGCACAGUAAUCUCUCCGGACUCCAGUGCAGACUAGUGACUAGGAAACUGUGUUGAGUGUAGACUGUCAAAACCAAAACUAGUAGCAGGAGUUUUCUUGUUAACAUCUGUAUAUUCUCCCUUAUACCUGUGUGGGCAAUCAUUGCAAUUAGCCCCUAUUUUGCCCCUAAUGCUCUCCCAGUGGCCUAUGACGGACCUACUGUCAUACCUUGAUUUUUACCUGUGAUUUUACCUGAUAUUGGCACUGGAUAUCUCACCUUUAACGAUGAGUUACCUGGACGUGAUACAACCCAUGGGCAGCCUCCUCAUCCUUACAGUGAUGAUAGCCCUCAUGCCUAUAGUGGAUGGAGAGGAUAGGGCCAGGUCGACAAGGCAGCUGCACAAGUUCGGAAGUGAAGAAUAUGAGGUGGUUUUUCCCUACAUCUUUGAUGGAGGCGAUAAUGUUGUGUCCAGAGACUGGAAGAAAGUGGCACGCCAUAAAAGAAGCACCAUUGGACAGAGUGUCAUCCAUGUCAACAUCAGUGGCUUCGGAGAAACGUUCCACCUGGAAAUGUGGGAAAAUAAGAAGCUUCUUGCACCAGGAUUUAAAGUGUACCGUCGAAAAAAUAUGUCCAAUGACACUGUAGAUGAAGAGCAGACGUCAGCGGAAGACCUUGAGAAUGACCUUGAGUGUUUAUAUACCGGGAAUGUUCGUAACCACAACAACAGCCCAGUGGCAGCUCACAUCUGUGACGGAAUGACAGGAAUUAUACGCACAGCUGAAGAAGACUAUAUCAUCGAACCUCUCGAGCAUCACAUUGUUCUUGACCUUGACCUUGACAAUACAAUUGGCAAGCCCCACAAACUGUCAAUAUUGACAAGUCAUCAACGGAUGUUUGAAUCCCCAAAAUCCUCUGCAUUUACCCAAGCAUUCCAGGAUGACAGUUAUGGACAAUGGCGAUGGCGCCGUGCCAGUAGGAAGCAAUGGCCACAGACCCAGGCAGUCACGGAACGAACAGUGGAGAUGCUGGUUGUGGUGGAUAAAACAAUGUACCAUAACCAUGGCGACAAGAAUAUAACAACAUACACACUCACCCUGUUUAAUAUGGUAUCCAAGCUGUUUGAGGACCAGAGCCUCGGGAGCAUCAUCAAUAUAGUCCUGGUUGGUCUUAUUCUCCUGGAGGGGGAUGAGCCAGGUCUGGUUGUGAGCCACCAUGCAGAUCGAACACUCAACAGCUUCUGUACCUGGCAGUCCUUCCUCGUUGGAGCCAACGGUCGCCAGCAUGACCAUGCUAUACUCCUCACUGGAAUGGAUCUCUGCUCCUAUAAGAAUGCACCCUGUGAUACACUUGGUUUUGCUCCCAUAGAGGGCAUGUGUAACCAAAUCCGAAGCUGUACCAUCAAUGAGGACACAGGACUGGCCACAGCGCUCACCAUCGCACACGAAAUGGGGCACAACUUCGGGAUGUACCAUGAUGGCGAGGGGAACUACUGUACUCACAGUGCAGGGUCUAUCAUGGCUCCUACCCUCAUGGGGAAAGAUGGACUCUUCCAGUGGUCCACGUGCAGCAGGGCCUACCUCACAAAGUUCCUCAACACCCCUCAAGCCGACUGCCUGGAGGACAAACCCAAGCAUGUGGCUGAGCUGAAGUUCCCCACCAAGCUGCCUGGUGAGCUGUACAAUGCUGACGUCCAGUGCAAGUGGCAGUUUGGAAGCAAGGCCAAGCUUUGUACAUAUGACUUUGGGAAGGAUACGUGUAAGGCGUUAUGGUGUUACCGGGGCAACAAGCGAUGUGAAACCAAGUUCCUGCCGGCAGCAGAAGGAACCUCUUGUGGUGCGGGUAUGUGGUGUCGCCAAGGUAAAUGUGUGAAAUAUGGACGCCAUGGACCAAAGCCAGUGAACGGAAACUGGUCUGUUUGGACCAAGUGGACCGAGUGUUCUCGGACCUGCGGCAAGGGAGUCAAGUCACGGAGCCGGGAGUGUAACAAUCCCCUACCCCAGUACGGAGGGAAGCCUUGCCAAGGACUCACACAGGAGACCGUCAUCUGUAAUGCAAAGGCCUGCCCCUAUGGGGAUGAUGACUUCCUUGAAGUCCAGUGCUCCACGUACAAUGAGAAGCCAUUCAAGGGCUGGUACCUGCAGUGGAAGCCAUACAAGAAGCUGUAUAAUGCACAGGACCCGUGUAAGCUGUAUUGUGUGGCCGAGACCCAAAACUUUGUGUUCACAGUCAAGCAUCUAGCUAUUGAUGGUACCUCUUGUAACCAUGACAACAUCUGCGUGACAGGUGCUUGCAAGAGAGUGGGAUGUGACCUGGUCAUCGGCUCGGCUGCCCGGAAUGACAUCUGUGGUGUGUGCGAGGGAGAUAACUCCACCUGUAAACUGAUCCAAGGACAAUACACACAGCAGCCCAGAUUAAACACUUAUUUCCCAAUUGCUGUGUUACCCAAGUCUGCAAGGUAUAUCCGAAUACGAGAAAAGGAAAUCUCUUCCAACUUCCUAGCCAUGCGUAACAUCUACGGCAGGUACUACCUCAAUGGCAACCGAGCUGUGGCUUGGCCUGGGAUCUACAAACUUGGAGGGGCUGACUUUACCUACAAGCGGCCAUACAGCAACCCUGAAACACUGGAGUCAGACGGGCCUCUGGGAGAGGAUCUCGUCCUGGAGAUGUUGGUGCAAGACCGCAACCCUGGUAUUGUGUAUGAAUACACCAUUCCCAAAACUCCAGCAGAGCUGCGGCUGACCCCUGCACCAACAACCUCCACCACCACCACCACCACAACAAGAGCACCACGACCCAUUCAGCACAAAGUGAUGUACACUUGGAGUGUAUCCGUGUCGCCCUGCACAGAGCCGUGUGCUGGAGGGAAGAAGAAUGUCACUGCAUCAUGUCGGCGUGAUCUCCGGUUGGUGGUGGACAACAAGUACUGUGAUGCUCGCCGCAAACCCAAGACUGGCCUCUUCCCAUGUAAUGCUCAGCCUUGUCCUCCCAGGUGGUCAGCGGAGGAGUGGCAGUCUUGCACCAAGGCAUGUGGUAGUGGGAAACAGAUACGGAAGAUAACAUGUCGCCAGAAACUGUCCUCGCACAAAGAUCGUCGCCUCAAGCGGAGAUUCUGUAAACACCUUCCCAAACCUGCAAGAAAGAGACGUUGUAAUGUUCAACAGUGUCCGUCCAAGUGGCAUGUGGGCAAGUGGGGCAAGUGCUCGGCAACUUGUGGCAAAGGCAUGCAACAUCGGCGUAUAAUAUGCCGUCGUCGUGAAAGGCGAGGUUUCCGUGUACUGUCGGAGGAGGAGUGUGCCGGGCUGAAGAAACCCAACGUGGCCCGUGUAUGCAAAAUGCCACUCUGUAAAGAGAAAUAUGAAUGGCUGCUGUCGCCAUGGGGACCUUGUUCACGAACGUGCGGUCAAGGGAGGCGGUCGAGAUACCUCAAGUGUAAUCAAGUCGAUGCACAUGGCAAGCAUGCGCCCGCCACCGAUAAUGAGUGUAAACACAAUCGCAAACCUAACGUGGCAAUGGAGGAGACAUGUUGGCUCGUUGAGUGCCCACAGGCGCUACGUGCGUGGCAGAGGCCAUAUUGGCAUGCUUUGCACUGGUCCAAGUGUUCCGCCACAUGUGGGCGUGGCAUCCAGGUACGGAGCAUCAAGUGCAUUGACAGCCAGAGAAGACCACAUCCAUUUGCAUGCAAGUCCCGUAGCAAGCCCCACACCUCCAGGCCAUGCAAUGCUGGAAUAUGUCCGUCCAAAGAUCAACCAGUGUGUGAGGACACAGAGAGCUGGUGUCCGCUAGUCCGGCAACACAAGGCAUGCGACCGACGCUACUACCGCAAGAGCUGCUGCAAGACUUGUCAGGGGACAUGAGAUGAGAUCAGCGCCACCUACAGGACCAGCUUCACACCAGCCCGAAACCUCCGAUCUCGUGCAUGCAUGGUUGUGAUUUGUUCUCAUUGUCGUGUAUUUAUUCACCAUGUCAACUGACAUGUGGCUGAACGUAUGCAAGUUUUUGAAGGCAUUUCAGCUGCGAUUUCUCCAAAACAGAAGGCUGUCUGACUGUUAGACAUUGCCAUUUGGGUAAAAAUAAGUGUUGACAGUUGCUGUAUCAAGUCAGUGUCGGAAGCAUUGAUGUUGAUGAUGUUGUGAGAGAGUAUACAUUGUUUUCUAAACAAAAGCAGACGUCAUUUUUUUGUCAUUGUCAUUGACUCAACAAGUGGAAAUAUGAAAGCAUGAUGACUGAACGAUGAAAAGCUACUCCAUUAUUUAAGUAACGUAUGUGUAUCGUCAACAAUUCCACAAGUCUUUGUGACAGCU